Molecule: messenger RNA, 1245 nt
Organism: Aspergillus udagawae
Lineage: Eukaryota; Fungi; Ascomycota; Eurotiomycetes; Eurotiales; Aspergillaceae
Exons: 3
Coding region: 1-1245 (414 amino acids)
Source: RefSeq, a predicted model, not a curated record
AUGGUCAGCUCAAGCCGUCCAGGUUCUUCCUCCGAGGGUGCUGCCGGCGUUUCGCCGCCCGGUGCUCUUUUCGAGGAUCCUGAGCGUGUCAAGCUGAUCAACAAGAUUGCCGAUGGACUGAACACGUUGAAAUCUGAACUCGAUACCAUAAAAAAGUUCAAAACCUCUUAUGCGUGCUUGUGGCUUGCUGACAUGGAGAAGCUACGGUUUUUGGUUGAUCGACAUCUCCCGGAUGAUGGACUGUAUGAGCCUUUUGAGCUCUAUGACAAGCUCUGUCGCAUUGAGACCAAGGGCAGAAUAGGUCAAAAAUGGCAACAAGACAACCAACCUGACUCAAGGGCUCCAUCUGCUCCACAGACACCAAUCAAGGAGGCUCCACCCUUGUUCCUGUCCUCCUCUCCCCCCUGGCCCGGCGAUUCCACAUCUGGGCCUCCCAGUUCAACUCCGCAACGCCAGGGCCCACCCCUGUCUGUCCAAGCGGCAGGAAGUCCUGAUACAUCGCGCAAAAGACCAGGUGAACCUCUGGGCACGCCCAAAGCGGCGAAGAAGCCUAAAAUAUACGAAGACUUCGGGGAUAUUAGUAAGGAGCGCGACAAAGCCUGCAUUCUCACGAAAUACAACAAAGACAUCUGCCAAUCAUGCCAUUUGUACCCAUAUUGCCUGAAUAAUGAGAAGACAAAGGAUGUGGAAAGACUUUUCCAGGCACUGAGAGAUUUCUGGAGUGAUGAAAGGGUGAAUAAGUGGCAUGAUGCUGUCUAUGGAGAUGCCUCCAAGACUGCAAAGCUUGAAAAUUUCAUAUUGCUCAGCCUAAAUGCACAUCAGUUACACACAAGGGCACUGUUUGCCCUUGAGCCUGUUGCCAAGGAUGAUGAUGGGAAGUGGCUCAAACUUAGGUUCUGGUGGCUGAAAAAACAUGACCAUCAAGGAGGUGUUACAUUUACUGUUCCCCCACAACUUCCCCCAGAUUUUCGCCCAAAAGAAUAUGCAGUUGGUCUGCAUAAUGUCAUCAAUGAUCAUGCACUCGUCUCUGGUGAAGAGAUCAUGCUUGAGACGCAUGAUCCAGAGACUCAUCCCCUCCCAGAUACUCGGCUCCUUGAAAUGCAGUGGAUCAUGAAUCGUGUGAUUGCCAUAAGGGGUAGCGCAGAACCGGAGGACCUGGCGGAUGAUGAGUCGGAUGUAGACUCCGAUGGCGGAUUUGACUAUUUCGCCAGGCCUGUGCUGCAAUCCCGGAGUCUUCCUGGUUAA